AUGCAGCACAAAUGCCGAGCGGCCGCGAGCGAAGACGUCAACAACGCGACGCCAUUGUUACUUCACGCGUACACGCACGACAGUGUCCAAUCAGACUCGACCACCGACGAUCUGCGGAUGAAAAACGCUCCAGAGGAGUGCAAAGUCGUGGUCAAAACCGAGCCAGGUGUCGAGGCGUUGCCGCCGUCGUCGUUGACGGUAGUUUCUAAAAUCAGUACUCUUUGUUUGCAGGGCAAUGGUCCGUCGUUCGAGACCGAGGCUCCUGCAUUCGACUCGGUUCCACGUGCCUUUUCGAAUUCGAAUAGUCAAACCUACGAUACUGACUCAAGUAACACCAUGAGCGACAAUGACCCGGUACCAUUUUUAAAUUCACAACGUGUACCACUCCACGUCGUUUCGACGCACGACAAUUUGUUCGAACUUCAAGAUGGGACAAAAAAAGACGCUGGCCAUGGUGAUGAUAUCCAAGCCCAACCCCCCGUCGCGUUACUUCCGCAUCCACCACCUUUGUCAAUAGACGAGGCAGUGGAUUUUCUGAACCCCUUCUCGUGUCUCACAUCCGAUGAAUACGACGAUAUCGAGUUACAUGGGAAUUUCAAGCACAUGAUGCACAUGUUGAUCCCGUCCAAUGCCACUGCCGCUCUGCUGGAGCGUCGCGGCCAACCGAUUCAAAGCAUUGGCCAGCAAUCCAAUUGCACGCUCUUCAUACGGGACCGCGACUCAUCACCAUUUAAAGAGGACCGUCUGCUCUGCCUUCAAGGAACCGCCAAGUGUAUCAGCUUGGCCCAGCGUCUUGUGAUUGCGUACAUUCGUGCAUUUCGAGCAAAGAAGGGCGAUCCCAACUACAUGGAGCUAUUGACUGGGGAUUCCAAUGUACCACUUGUAGCAGUGACGUCGAUUUCAAAAGCCAUGGACGUUGCAAUGGCUAGUAAAAAGAAAAAUGAAGUGACCAUUACCAACCCGUUUGUCUGGAUGGUUCAACGCGAAGACGUUGGCAAGAUGAUGGGGAGGCAAGGAAGUGUGCUACAAUCGAUCCGUCGGGACACCGGAGCUUCUAUCCGUAUUGAAGACGAGGUCGCUCCUGGCACGACUGAGAGACGAGUGGUGCUGAGUGGAGCGGUGAAAUCCAUUGCGGCAGCAGUGGAAAAGAUCCGAAAGAGAGCGGGUGGGCGCUCGGAAGUGACUGCAAGUGCGACAAACGGUCGACUUGGACGGUACUUUGCUAUUCCGUGUCAUUCUGCCGGUUACCUCAUUGGUCCGCAAGGCUCUACGAUCAAAACCAUUACGGAGCGCACGGGUGCACGCCUGCAAGCUCCUUCGACAGAGGAUCUGCCUCUGGGUAGUAUCAACCGGAUACUUCAUAUCCAAGGCACUCCGAAACAGACCGAGCAUGCGCGACGAGUUGUUAGUGCCAAGUUACGUGAUUAUUUGGCCACUUCCACGAGCCCACAAACUUUGAGUACGGUCUCGACCGGCGCGAAGGGUGACAGGGUCACAAUCAAGGUUCUCCUACCGUCCAGAAUCUGCGGGUUUAUGCUAGCUGGCCGAGGCAAGCUUAUCCGCGAGAUUUCCGAAAAGUCAGGGGCUCAUACGCACUUCUUAGCCGCCCGUGAUGGAGACGGUAACCGGGUUUGCGUUUUUGCUGGCGAUAUGAGCUGCGUACUUCGUGCGCAACGUCUAGUGUUGCAGUUCAUUGCCGGAGAUGUCAUUUCGUCGAAACAGGUCGGUUCACGCCGGAAGCGAAAGCGUCUUCAAGAAGGUGAAGAAAAGGACAGCAAUCAUGACGAAGUGAAGGAAGAGUACGUGGGCAAAGGGGAGUUAUGUCACAAUGGUGAAGUGUACAGAGAAAGCUGCUUUGAUGACGCGUUACGUCUAGCUCAGUUGCAUCCUGUGCGACAACAGCAUGCGCGACGACAGCAAAUUCGCCAUACUCGACGUGAUUGUGUAAAAGGCGAAGAAGAGCGGUACGUAUACGAUGAUGGUAUGGUAUGCGUGGAGCAUCAUCUACGGCAGCCGAUACACCAACGACCGGUUGUCAUUUGUCCCUGUGAAACCUCUGAGGAUGACUACGCUGUCGGUGAGUAUAAUCACAACGAGUGCGGUCGUGAUGACCGUGUGUUGUACGUUGUGCCUCGGCCGCAGGGUUCAACGAGGCUGGCAAUUGUCCGUCGACAGCCUGCUGAUAGGCAUGGACACGAGCAUGAUGACAGUUGCGAAGAAGAUGCCGAUGAACACAGUUCAUCCGAUGACGAUGAAGACGUGCUUGAAGCAGUUAUCGUCGGAAAGCAGGAGCGAAAGCGGCGGCCAAGUAGUAGCCCAUCUAAGAAACCGCGUCCGUCCAUGGCAUGCCCUGGUCGCAAAGUGCAGGUGAUCGUUACAGCUCCACGUUCCCGACAGGAACGACCAAGGAAGAGCUCGACAAGUUCAGGAUACACGACUGGUGCUGGUGUCGUUUGUCUCCGUGACAGUCGCAGAAGAGCACGUCCGAGUAGUGUGUCUCGGAGCGGAAAAGGAUGUGCUCGUCCUGGUACGAAGCAAGGCGGCCGUACGAAUGACAGCAAACGCCGUUGUUAG
Molecule: messenger RNA, 2574 nt
Organism: Peronospora matthiolae
Lineage: Eukaryota; Oomycota; Peronosporomycetes; Peronosporales; Peronosporaceae
Source: the annotation of a GenBank genome assembly